CACGUGACGAUACAUGGCAUGUGACGGUCAGCUGCAUCAUGUUUGUUUCGAAUGUUUUUCCUAUUUCUUAACACCUGAGGGAUGUCAGCUUUCUGAUUUCGUCUAAAAAUGGGGAAACAGAAAUUACACAUGGGCAAUUAGUUUCUAUGCCUUAUUGCUCAGUCUAGGCAGCGCCCAGUUUCUGAGAUAUAUAUAUGUUGCCUUCUUUAAUUCUGUUAAAACACCUUACACCAUGUUAAGUAGGCCCGAGGCGCGUGCACAGAGUGCAUUAGAGGUUGCUCUGGUACCGGACAGUGGUUUAUGUACAGAUGUGGGGCACACUGUUAAAGCCAGAGUGGCUGCUGGCUGUUCACUGCUCUGCUGUCUGAAUGUUGACGGCAAACUGACGAUCCGUGAUGUUUCUGAACCUGGUACUGCAGUGCAUCUGCCUGAAGACUCUUACACAGACUUUCUCUGGGAGGUGUCCACUGAGCAAAAUAAAGUUGACAAGCCCAGACUCCUGACUCUGAGACCAGCUUGUAAUCUUAGACUUCAUGAGAUUGAUUCAGAAAGGCAGGUGACGUCAGUGGCCGAGUGUGCUACAGACAGACUCCUGCAGCUUGUCAGUAAGGACUUAAAUGGGAGUAAACUGGCCUCAACAAAACUGCUGUCGUUCACUGACGGUCUCUGUCACCUCCUGCUGAAUGGAUGUGUCCUGGUACAUCUUCGAUGGGAGGAGGGCUCUGCUGAGCCAGAGCUGCUGUCUUGCUGUGUCCUCAGUCUGCCUUCUGAAACUCAGGAAAUGUUCACAGACUACCAGCUCUGCAAAGGCAUUCUCUUUAUGCUAGCAGGCCCUGGAUUCAUAUAUGUCUUUGACAGUGCAGAUGGGAAGCACCUCGCUACAGUGGAUCUCCCUGGUUACUACAUAUCAGUACAGAGGGAUACAGAGCCUGUUGAAUCUCUCUCUUCCUUCUGCCUUCUCCACAUUUCGCAAGACCUCAGCACAGUUGUGGCUGCCACAAGACAAAACCACGCACUGGCUGUUGAUCUCAAUGAUUAUUUCAGGAUUCACAAAAACCAGUUGCACUCUCAGCUGGACCCCAGACCUCUUCCUCUCAUACCCACAAAGCCUUGUGAUCAGGACAGCAUUGCCAGCUCAGCUUACAGUCAGUCUGUAUUAGGAACUCACUACCAAAGUGAUCACUUAUGGGAGGCAAGACUGGCAUUGCUCUAUACGCAAGCAAAAGCUUCAGUUCCUUCAGCUCUAAGGCUUCCAUGGUACAAAGACCUCCCUCGCGCCGAAUGCCGUGAAGCAUCGGUCACCGCCAAGCUCAGUCGGUCCACUCUACCACCAGGAGGUGCUGUUAUGUCUUUCACUCUGCCUGAACGGAACGCACCGAAUCUGUUGAUUGUCUCUGAGUUUUCAGCAGUGCUUAGUUUUACGUCACCUGAUAACAGCAGCGCAGCCCUGGCCUACUGGGACCUGGAGACUCAGAGUGUUACAUAUCAUCACAUUGAUGUGCCAGCCUUACCUGUCUGCUGGUCCGAAGAGGAACAUCUCUCUCUGAUUCUGAAAGCAUCAGGGAUGUCUUUGGUGAUGUUCACGGUUUCUCAGGAGGAGCUGCUGAACAGACUGAUGGUGUUUGGAAGUGCCGGGACGGUGGACUCGCUGUGCCAUCUGAAUGCUUGGGGACGUUGUUCAAUGCCCAUCCAUUCCUUGCAGGCAGGACUAAAGAACCGACAGCUGGACAUGGUGGAUUUCUUCCUGAAGAGUAAAGAGAAUAUUCUCUGCCCAACCACAAGCUACAGUCUGCCUGAGCAGACCUCCACCUCAACACAGAUGCAGCUGAAUAACAUCCAGGAUCUGUGUCCAGCAUUGGAUCUGCUUCAGUGUGCUAUCAGAGACACAUACGCCGAGGGUCAGAGUCGACAGUUCUGUGAACAGCUGCUCAGCAUGACACUAAACUUCCUCAACACACAAAUCAGAGUCAUCCUAACCAGCACUCCAGAGCCGGAUGCUAACUUACAUGAGUGUGUGAAGAUCUUGAAUGGUUAUAUCUCUAAACUACGUACCUAUUUGAAGAAGUACCCAUGGCUCGGAGGGGGUGAGAGUCAGGCUCCUCCUUCAGACACUGUCCCUGGUACAGCCUCUGAGGAUGAGUUCGACACACGCUCCGUUGAGGAGAUUGUCCAACGUGCCGUUUUAAACAGGGAGCUCCCAUGUGCACAGGCAUAUCUGCGCAGGCGCAACUGUCCAGAGCAGAAGCUGGAGGAACUGAGGAAAACAGGCUUGAGACUUGCCUUCACUUGUCUCACACAGCGAGACCUGCAGCAGGCCACAACACUGCUCACUAACAUGGGCUUUAAUGUGAAAGAGCAGCUCCACAAUAUCUGUGUUUACACGGCAGAUCGGGAGCUCAGGGCCUUUAUGGUAGAAGAACUGGAAAGAAUUAAUCAUCUCGCUAGUGAGGACCUACAAAAAGUGGAGUUUAUUAAACAGAUUGAAAAUUUGUGCUCCAGACCAGCAACAAGAUGUUCAAAGCCUUUUGACAAGAAGAGGGUUAUUCAAAAAAGCCAGCUGGAAGCCGAGAGCAGAAACCUCCUACAGGGGAUAUUGCAUGAACUCACACCUUGCUCCGUCCAGUCUCUGAUUGGCUCAGUGCGUCUGGACUGGGUCAGGCACUGGGAUAAUGACACACAGAAAUCUGUGCUGCUCUCCCGACUUCCAGACCACCUGUUGGGCUCCUGUGAUCCAGCUGUGCUGUGGUCUUACCUCACCUCCCUGCAUGACCAGGACAGAGUUACUGCAUGGCUGACGCACAUAGCCACGAAAGACUGCGAGAGCACUGCUGCCUCCAAGUGGCCUGUGCUCACCGCUGAUGUUGUGGAUGGAAACACCUACUGUAGUGAUUAUAUGAAAGACCAAAUCCUGGACAUUCUUGCCAGACAAGAAGUAUUUGUGCAGUCCGAGAUGUCUGAUUUUGAGCAGCUGUUGUGGAGGUUAGGUCAGGCCAGAGGUGUUAUGCGAGACGUCAAUGACCCUCCUGUCCCACAGUUCCGUACUUCCAAAGGACAGGAUUUUCACACAUGCUUUAUUCAGCAUUGUCUGGAGAACAACCUACAGUAUCUGCUCUAUACCUACCUGCAGCAUUACAGGUUGACUUCCAGUAACUGCCCUGCAGUUGAAGACAGAAAACUGUAUGAGAGUUACCCCUGGUUUGAGAUGAUGGUCAAAUUGCAGAGCAUUACACAAGAUCUGAAAAAUCCAGAGCGAGUGUUCCAGGCGAGUCUGACGAGUGCUCAGGUGCUGUUACCGGGCAGUCAGGCUAGUGUUAGCAGCAUGCUGUUGGAGGGGCACAGCCUUCUAGCUCUCUCCACUAUUAUGUUUGCACCUGGGGGCAUUGAUAGGGUGGUGACAGAGGGCGAUAAAGGUCAGGACGUCCUAUCUAGAGUGGACCCACAGCUCCUCAGGAUGGCUCUGAGUGCAUAUCCCAAACUCAGAGCUGCUCUUUUUUCACAGACUGGCCCAAGAGUUCCUUCAAUUUGUGAUGUAUCAAUAUAUCACCUCAUGCAGUCAUUGCAUCCAUUGGAUCUGUCCAGACUGUUUGGUUGGCAGUCUGCUAACACGCUAGGAACUGCAGAAACCUCAGCAGAGCUUCCUCAUUUCUCCAGUCCCCACCUGGUUAAUAAGUACGCACUCAUUGAAAACCUGGACUUUUUAUACUAUCUCCAACAUGGCAGACCUUCCUUCGCGUAUGGAAUUUUCAUUAUUCAGCAUCUGGCUGAUUCCAGCAGUGUCAAACUACAGAUGAGUUGGGCUGUGGAACAGACGUACACUCUUGGGCUCCUGAAUUUCAGCUCUCCAUCUCUAGCUUCAGCGUGUGUGUGUUUCUUUGAGUUACUGGGUGUGUGCAGUUUGAAAUUGAGGGUGGACCUGAAGGCUCUCAAUCUUAUCCUCAAGCUCUGGAGUCAGAACUGUGAGGAGAGCAGUGUGAGCUCACUUAAACAGUCUCUGGUGGACAAGGUAAAUAAGGUGGUGGCGUCUGAGAGACAGACUCUAGAGGAGUUACUGUUGCAUCUGGAAGGGGCAGUGAGGGACAUUGUGGAGAGCAGAGGCAUCAGCAGGUCUUCAUAUGCAGCAGGACAGGAGUGGGCUCUCCCUGUUCAGUUUUGCCACCUACAUAAUCUGCCCCUGAGCACCCAGUACCUGCAAGACUGUGCCACCGAUGACCAAUGGCUUAACUUUCUGCUGUUCGUACAGAUACACCAUUACCCUCCACAACAGGUGAAAUAUCUGACAGCCAGCUUCAGCCCAGGUCUGCAGGCUCAUCUCUUCCUAGCCUUCCAAGACCUUCAGCUAGUGAACUCUCAACAAGCUGUGAAAGACCCGAGAGACUCCCUGUGCUCGCUGAUGAAAGAAGAAAGCUCAGAUUGCCCUAAGGAUCUGUUCCAGGUCCUGUUUCAGAGUGAGGAGCAGACUAGCCCCUGGCAGUACCUGCUGGCUGAAGCUGUUACACUGCAUAGUCCACCACUUACAGUGCUUGCUGCUUGUUACCAGGAGGCUGAGCUACUGCAGUGUCUAUGUGUAUGGAUCCUGACAUCAGUCGAUGAUGACAUUGCCCAGGAAGCUACCUCUCAUAUGAACGAAAAUCCUGGCCACCACAUGUGGAACCUUUAUGACCUGUCAAUCCUGUGGAAGACCCUCCUACAGAAGUGCAAGAUCAGACCUCUGAUUCGUGGCUUCCAGCUGUUUCAAAGGGAAUCUCCCCUCAUCCACAUGCUGCAGAUGUAUGAGCUCUGCUACGACUACAAAAACUACCAAGGGGCUAAAAACAAGCUACUGGAGUUCCAGAAAUGUCUGCUUAAUGUGAGAAGAAAAAAAACUGUUCUUCUCCAUCACACUUCAUUUCUGAGGAGUAGUGGAAGCGUCCUGGGUUCGGAGUGUCUCCCAGUCCAGUGGGUGGAAGCCCAGGCUUCGGUGCUGCUCCUCACACUGUUGCAGCAAUGCAGAACGCAGUAUGAGCUGUGCAGACUGCUGCAGCUACUGGCCGAUAUGGAGCGUAUGCUUAAAUCUAACGGGCCUGACUUUAAAAAGCUGAGCCAGUUAAGCCAAAUCCUGGCUGAUACACCAGUGCCCCUGUCCCCAUGCCUUCUGGAGAACUACACCACUAAGAGCCUGCAGAGGGAGUGCCAAAGAAUGCUCGAGGAGCUACAGGACCUUGCUCUCUUCUGUCAGGCUAGGAAAGUGGCCGAGCUGGCAGGGCUGCCCAUUGACCACCUGAUAAUAAAUGAGCUGUUGAGGGACCUGAAGAUGUUAAAGGCAUCACGUCAGUGGGAAAGACAGGAGACGCGUCUGGCUUUCUGGAGGAAAUGUCAAGAGCAGUUUAAGGCCGACUGCAUCGGAGCAGAGUCAGCCUGCCAGUUUUUUCUGUCCCAAGCAGAGGAUCCUGUUCAGAGAGACACAGAGCUCCUUCAGGUGCAGGAGAGAUGCCUUCUGCUGGCUUUAGCUGCUCAGUGGCUUUGCCAGCACAGCCCCCCUGCAUUGGAACGUUUAGCUGAACUGGAGAAGCGGCAAUGGGAAUGGCGCAUCCGUCGCAUGAUCCUCACCACAGCCCUGGAGCAGCAGAGCCUGUUCACUCCAGCCCCUGGACCAGAUGCCUUUGAUGGCCUCCUCAAAGAAUACUCCUUUUCCAAAAUGGCUGUCUUGGAUGAUCAAGCAUAUCUGAACAUUGACGGUCUUCCAAUGACAGAGGAGGGUUGCUUGCUAGAAGAGCAGGAGCAAAAGGCAUUGUCCACUCUUAUUGGUCAACUGUUGGACGAAGGGAGUGUUCACGAAGCGAGUCGAGUGUGUCGAUAUUUUGAGCUGCUGCACAGAGAUGUGUGGCUGGUGUUGCAGUGCCGGGGUUUGGCCUGUGGAGAAAUCCAGCCAGGACUGCCGGAACUUCUCAGCUCUGACCAAGAGUCCAGGAGAAGCUUGCCUAGCUGCUCCAGCACAGGAAGUCUGUCCUCAUUUGUGGUGGUUUCCUCACCUGAAGACCAGGUUCUCUCCCAGCUUCAGCUUCUAGUAGACCAGUGUCGUCAUGGCAAGAGCUACUGCAAGCAGGUUCUUAGUCUCUACGAGCUCUCCAAGGAGCUGCGAUGUUCCUACAGCGAGAUCUCAUCUGAAGAGCCAGAGGCUGUGCUACGGAAAGUUCUCCUGUCCCAGCAGCCUGAGCGCUUUAAGAAAGCACAGGCUUUUAUUAGUGUGCAGGGCUUACAGCCUGACUCUGUAGCGCAGCUCAUCACCUCCACAGUGUUGGAUGGAUUACUGGCCUCUUCACAAGACAGAGAGACAGCAGAGCGGCAUAUUUACAGUCCUUCUGAAGGUAAAGAGGCCUUCUUGCAACUGGCUAAACUGUGUGGUGACCCCAACCUGGUGGGCAUCAAGUUAUUGGACAUCAUCCCUACAGUCCCGCUGGCAGAACUGGGAUGCACUGUGGAGCUGCUUAUCCUGGCACAUGACUGCUUCAGUCUCACAUGUAACAUGGAGGGCAUUGUCAAGGUCUUGCAAGCAGCCAGGCACCUCAGCCACACACAUCUGGCACAUGGGGAGAGAUAUGGGCUGCUGGUCCGAUUAUUGACUGGCAUUGGAAGAUACAAUGAAAUGACGUACAUCUUUGAUCUUCUGAACCAGAACCAUCGUUUUGAGAUGCUGCUGAGAAAGAAAGUGGAGUCGAACACUAGAUUAAAGACCGCACUGCUGGAUUACAUUAAGCGCUGUCUGCCAGGGGACAGUGAAAAAUACAACAUGGUGGCUCUUUGUUUCAGCAUGCGCAGAGAAAUCGGGGAGAAUCAUGAAGGGGCUGCUCGAACUCAGCUCAAACUUAUCGAGUCCCAGCCAUGGGCGGUUACCCCAGAGCUCAAAGCUGGUUUAGAUAAGGUCCUUUUUUUGCUGAAAGAUGCUACAGAAAGUUAUUCAAAGGACUCGUGUAUGCGGCAAGCAUUACGGUGUGUAAAAAUGGCUAAACUCGUCACUCUGCAGCUUCACUUCCUCAAUCAUGGACAGGACCUUCGUGUAGUCAAUCUCCGGCCAUCAGAACUACUCGGUGCCAUCAUGGAUCUCCCACGGUGUUACCAGUCCUUUAUAGUAGCUGAGGCAUACGAUUACAGUCCUGACUGGGCCGAGAUUCUGUAUCAGAAAGUGAUUCUGAAAGGAGAUUUCUCCUACCUGGAGGAGUUUAAGCUGCACAGACCACUUCCAGCAAGUCUGUUUGAAGAAAUCUCUAAAAAGCUGAUAGUUAACAAGCCGCCCAACACUGUGAGUCAGAACCUGAAGAAGCUGCUGCAGUACUGUGAAAAUGUCUAUACUCACUACAAACUGGCCUAUGAUCAUAACUUCCGUGAUGUUGCCAACACUCUCCUACAGGAUACCAAAUCAAGCAGUUACCUUAAUGACCGAUUGAGCAGCUGAUUCACUUUAUUCUGCUCUCAUGUAGCACGUAGUUCCGUAAACCAGUUGACACUGACAUUUUAUACACGUUUUCAGCAGUAUUUCAGCCAUCGUAUAACUUUUUGCAUUAAUUCUGUAAGAAUUUCAAUGAAAUUAUGACCCUGAAUAAUGAAAUGUACAUAUAUAAGAGAUUAAAUCUAACUUUGCUAUUGGU
Messenger RNA from Hemibagrus wyckioides, 7622 nucleotides. RefSeq names its product SPG11 vesicle trafficking associated, spatacsin (gene spg11). The record is from RefSeq and is a predicted model, not a curated record. The coding region runs from base 233 to 7429 and encodes 2398 amino acids. The transcript is spliced from 41 exons. Gene Ontology annotation, cellular component: axon; synapse; dendrite. NCBI's taxonomy places the organism in Eukaryota, Metazoa, Chordata, Actinopteri, Siluriformes, Bagridae. Gene Ontology annotation, biological process: axo-dendritic transport; chemical synaptic transmission; axon extension.